AGGCCACUGGGUUGACACAACAGAUGUAGGGUAGUUUUCUACUUACCUAGGGAAAUUAUGUUCCUCAGGGUUCUCUUGACUAUGUCUGUAGACAUCUUUGGUUGGUACACGCAGGGGAUACUGUAUAGUAGAGACUGUAGAUACCGCUGAAAACCCCCGUAGCACAUCACCCCCGUCAGAGUUAUCUGGCCCCAGGUGCCAAUAAUGUCAAGUUCUACAGAAACAGUAGCCUAGACUGAGAUGAUGAAGAGCAGACAGACGUAGAUGUGUGGGUGGUGGAGGGAGGGAGGGGAAGUGCAUGGCUGGCAUAAUUGCGUAGACAGUGGAGCUUGACUGUGUUUAAGAAGAUCUUACACUACUACCUCCUAGAAUGGCCUCUGUCUUUGAACAGGUCAACCACUGUUACUCCUACCAAGUAGCAUGAAUUUCAAAGGCAUUAUGCUAGUUGAAUAAAAGCCAGUCUUAAAAGGUUACUUUCUGUUUGGUUCCAGAAUGUCCCAUUGUAGAGUGAGAAAAUGAGAACAAGAUUGGUGAUUGGUUGCUCAGGCUUAUGUUUGGUGGGGACAUGACAAAGGAGCAGCAGGAAGGAGUUUCUUGGAGGGAUGGAACACUUCUGUAUAGUGAUGGUGAUAUUCAGUCUUGUACUGUGACUGGAGAAAGAUGAUGGAAGAGAGCGGGAUAGAGACUACGCCCCCCGGGACACCGCCCCCGCACCCUGUCGGCCUGGCCGCAGUGUCCUCUUCGUCCAUUCCUCUAGCUGCAGCCAGUUCUUUCCCAUCUCCAAGUGUGUCCUCCCUGGAGCCCUCACCUCCGCAGGCACACUCCACUCCUCAGCCGUCCCUGCCUCCUCUGCGGCCGUCAGCGCCACUGCCCUUUGUGCCCGCGGCACCAGCUGCGCCUGUCCCAGCCCAUGUUCCCUCUGUGCCCCCUUCUGCUCCUCCACCAGCUGCUGCUGCCUUCAGCGCCCCUCCCUCAGCUUACUUCCCGCCUUCCACCUCCGCUCCGGGCCCUGCGCCAUCUGCACCCUCUUCCGGUCCUCCGACAUCAGGGUUUUCUGUAGGCACGACCUAUGACAUCACAAGGGGGCAUGCAGGAAGAGCUCCCCAGACGCCUCUCAUGCCAUCCUUUUCUGCACCUCCAGUAACGGGUAUGCUGCCGGCUCCUAUUACUCAGCAAGCCAGCAUGGCUUCUCUGGCACAGGGAAGCACCUCAGCCAUCACUUUCCCAGAGGAGCAGGACGAUCCUAGAAUUCAUAGAGUUCCCGACGAAGCAUCUGGUGGUGGAAUCUGGGGUUUCAUCAAGGGUGUGGCUGGGAAUCCUAUGGUGAAAUCUGUGCUUGAUAAGACGAAGCAUUCAGUUGAAAGCAUGAUUACAACGCUGGACCCUGGCAUGGCCCCAUAUAUCAAGUCUGGGGGUGAGCUGGACAUUGUAGUGACAUCAAAUAAAGAAGUCAAAGUGGCUGCUGUGCGUGAUGCUUUCCAGGAGGUCUUCGGCUUAGCUGUGGUAGUCGGGGAAGCUGGACAGUCCAACAUAGCUCCACAGCCGGUGGGCUAUGCAGCUGGGCUGAAAGGUGCCCAGGAGCGCAUUGAUAGCUUGCGCCGAACUGGAGUGAUCCAUGCCAAGCAGACUGCUGUGUCGGUGGAAAAUUUCAUUGCAGAGUUGCUGCCUGACAAGUGGUUUGACAUUGGGUGUUUGGUGGUUGAAGACCCUGUGCAUGGUAUUCGUCUGGAAACUUUUACUCAAGCCACACCAGUGCCUUUGGAGUUUGUGCAGCAGGCUCAAAGUCUCACUCCCCAGGACUAUAAUCUAAGGUGGUCAGGCCUUUUGGUGACAGUGGGCGAAGUCCUGGAGAAGAGUUUGGUAAAUGUCAGUCGGACUGAUUGGCACUUGGCGUUCACUGGCAUGUCUCGCCGACAGAUGAUCUACAGUGCAGCCAAAGCCAUCGCUGGCAUGUACAAGCAGCGCCUACCACCCAGAACCGCCUGAGAGAUGGCCUCAUUGACGGCCAAGACUGCCCUUGCUUUCAGCUUCAUGUAAAGAAGAUACGUUAUCUUCCUCAGCUAAACAGCUUCAGUGAAUCUGGAAGGCUUUAGAGGUUUCCUGUAGGCUGCAUUAUUAUUAUUACUUUUUCUGUAAGGGUUUGGUGUCAUUCCUUCAGAGAAAAGAAAAGAGAUCCUUUUUACAAUCAUAAUUUUACAUAGUUCCUCAAAAAUAUGCAGGUAUAUUUAUGACACAAUUUUUAAUAUACUGGAUUUAUUAAAUGGAACUUGCUAUGUAAACAUUUAAUUUAAUGAUGCAUACUAGAUUAUUUUGCUGAACAGUAUGCUCAAGAAUUGACCCUAAGACACCUACCUGUAGACAUGUACAUUUCUGUGUGCCUUUUACACAGUGAGCCAGAAUGACAAAAAUCAAUCAUUUCUCUCUGGUCAUCAUCAUGUGCUUGUAUUACCUAGAAAAGUAUACCUGUUCCUUUUGUAAAAAUAAUUUUUCUAGUUUACAGAUUUCUACUGCAAACAUUGGAGUUAGACAUUAUUUUUCUCGUUGCUGUGUCACAAAGGAUAAAUAGUCCCGUGUAUUUUAGAUCAGAAGUAUUCAUGUUAUUUUUGUAUAACACUAUUCGGUACUUCCAAGAAAAACUCCCAGCUGCUGCCACUCAUGUUCUCCAAAGAACAGAAGAGGGGUUACCUUGUUGCUGUGCCUCUUUUAGUUAGGAUUGCUUUUAAGUUUGACUCAAGAUACCACUUUUCUAACUUUGUGCUGUUCUGUCUUUAUUUUUUAUGGAUGUUUUUCAAAGAAACUUUUAUAUUGAAUCUGGUUUAUUUGAUCUAUUAUGUUUGUACUGAAUGAUAGCUAUUUCUUCCCUCAAAUAAUAUAUUUUACCACUUUUGGACUUAAUUUGGACUCAAAAUUAAUUAAAUGUUCUUUCUUAUACAGUU
Dipodomys spectabilis (banner-tailed kangaroo rat) is the source of this 2936-nucleotide messenger RNA. It is a transcript of the gene Prrc1, whose product is annotated as proline rich coiled-coil 1. Gene Ontology annotation, biological process: activation of protein kinase A activity. NCBI's taxonomy places the organism in Eukaryota, Metazoa, Chordata, Mammalia, Rodentia, Heteromyidae. Gene Ontology annotation, cellular component: cytoplasm. The coding region runs from base 661 to 1986 and encodes 441 amino acids. Gene Ontology annotation, molecular function: protein kinase A regulatory subunit binding. The transcript is spliced from 9 exons. The record is from RefSeq and is a predicted model, not a curated record.